UUUGAUUAAAAUAAAUAAAUUGAUUAAAAAGAAUUUUAAAUUUAAAUUUUAUCCAAUUCUAAAUAUCAAUUUCAAGAUUAUAUUAAAAUUUCUUGGAAAUUACUUUGAAAAUUUCUUAAAACUGAAUAAAAACUAUCAUAAAUUCAAUGAAUUUAUGACGAGUUUUCAAAAGGAAAAUAAAAUACUAGAUUUAUUGAUAAAUACAGUUUUAUACAAGUUUCCGUUUUCAAAUCACAAUGCUGCUGUUAAUAAUGAGGUGAUUGAGAUAAAUGAGUUUGAAAGUUAUUUGAGUGUUAAUGAAUUAUUGUCAAUUAUUAAUAAUAGUUAUUUGAAAUUGAAUAGUGUUGAUGAUAGCAAUGGUGACGACUUUAAUGAAAGUAUAGUUAAACUAAUUGAUGCAAAUUUGUUUGAAUUUACAGAUGAAAACAUUUUAGGAAUCAAGAAAGCUGGCAAAACCAUUCCUAUUAACUAUCUAAUGCCGAAAAUCAAGACGCUAUCGAUUUUGUUUAUUGAAUAUGAAAGGCUGAAUUCGGGUGGAAACAAAGAAGACGCAAACAAGUACCAAAAGACAGUUGUGCAUUUGGUGGAUGGCAAAGCUGAAAUUCUUGUCAACUUCAUCAGCUAUUGCAGAGAUAUCUGCAGGCAGGUUGAAAGUAGCGAUGCUUACAGGACCAAUGCGCAGCUCAAAAUGGCAAGCAGCAUGUUGGGCGACAACACCAAGUUUCUCAGUGGAUGCGUCUACAAGUAUAUAGACCACACUGGCAAAGGCCACACCCAGCUCAGAGAGCUCUGUCUUUCAAUAGUACACAGACACUAAUACACAGUUCGAAGCAAAA
This is a messenger RNA of Ascoidea rubescens DSM 1968, 836 nucleotides long. RefSeq lists its product as uncharacterized. The record is from RefSeq and is a predicted model, not a curated record. NCBI's taxonomy places the organism in Eukaryota, Fungi, Ascomycota, Saccharomycetes, Ascoideales, Ascoideaceae. The transcript has a single exon. Bases 155 to 817 code for a protein of 220 amino acids.